Messenger RNA from Cicer arietinum (chickpea), 3441 nucleotides. RefSeq lists its product as uncharacterized. The record is from RefSeq and is a predicted model, not a curated record. NCBI's taxonomy places the organism in Eukaryota, Viridiplantae, Streptophyta, Magnoliopsida, Fabales, Fabaceae. Gene Ontology annotation, cellular component: intracellular membrane-bounded organelle.
GAAACACAAGUAACUAGGUAGUAGUCCAUGUGUUUGGUUGAGUUGAAUGACCAAGAACACUCCUCGAACACACUUCUCAUUCUCAACUCCAUUUUCUAUCAGAUCCUUUUUUUGCAUAAACAAAAACACACAGAUUAAUUAAAAAAAAAUGAUUUAAUCGAUCUGAAAAACUGAAGAAGAAAAAAACGUUGUGAAGCACUAUCACACUUUCCAUUUCUACAAUCCUAAAACCCUAGAAAUAGAAAUCACCAUCCAAAUGUAACGCACCUUCAACAAUGGACCUUUCUUCUGGUCUCGCAAAAUUCAGUAACUCCUUCUUCAUAUUCUUCAUUUUCAACUUCUCCUUCGUAGCUUCUAAUUCACCUUUCAAAACCACCUAUGAUCGUCUCUGCAACACUGUGGUUCCCGCAUCAUCGGCGCCGAUCGAUGCCAAAACUGUCCCCGGUGUCGCGGAAUCUCUCCGGUUUCAGUCCGGUUACUUCUCCGGCGGAGAUCCACUUUUCAACCGAUCCGCCGACUCAAAGCGCAUGUCGUUUCGUGUUAACUCCGUUCGGAGAACCACGGGCGACGACGGCGUGCAUGAAUUGCAGGGGAUGGUGGUUCUCCGGCAGCGAGGAGGAGGUGUGGACCCCACUCGGAAUAGGUCGUUGAUUAGGGUUUAUCCAGGACGAAGAGUUUCGCGUUGGAAAGUUUCUCAGAUGAUGCGCGUUUCUCUCAAUGGUUUUUGGUCACAAUCUUCUGGUAAGCUUUGUAUGUUUGGAACAGGAUCUUAUGGUAAAAAUAGUAACAUGCCAAAUGUUAAUGUUAAUGUUAAUGUUGUUCUUAAGCUUCGUUUUCCACAUGAUGUCACGCUUUUGGAUAGUUUGAUUAAUGGAACUAUAGAAAGCUUUGAUGAUAUGAAUAGCUUGCAUUAUUUUGAACCCAUUUCGAUAUUGGCUUUAUCUCAGAGUUCAGAUUACAAAUUUAGGAACAACAAUGAGAAUGGUUGUGUAGCUGGUUCGGGUGAGGAGAGUUUGAACCUUGGAAAUUUGAACCAUGGUGCAUGCACUGUGUUUAGUAGGCAUGUGGAUAGGUUUGAACUUGAAUAUGGGAGUCAUUGUCAUAAUGUUAGUUGCAAUCCACUUGGUGCUGUCGGUGGUGUUGAAAAGUCGCCUGAUUUCAUGCAUUUCUAUGGAACUCGGUGCGUGGAGAAGCGGAAGGUUCAGAUGCUGUUGGCUUUUCCUCACUCGGUUUACGGUGAUUAUGGGUUUCCGUUUGAUCCGAAUACAACGUUGAUAGCUGAGGGAGUGUGGGAUGAGAAGGAGAACCGGCUUUGUGCAGUUGCGUGCCGGAUUUUGAACUUCACUGAAUCUCCUUAUGUUGGUGAUUGCUCGAUUAAGCUCACAAUGAGAUUUCCUGCUGUGUUGUCUUUGAGAAACAGGAGUACUGUUUUGGGCCAGAUAUGGAGUGAGAAACUUGUUGGUGAAUCUGGCUACUUUGGUAGUGUUGGAUUUGAGGGUAACUGGAAGUUAUCAAGAGGUUUCCCUGGUUUACAAUACAAGUAUACUGAAAUUGACAGAGUAAGAAAAUCUUGUGCAGAAAAGAUUACUGCUAGAGGAAAAGGAAAGUAUCCAGAUGGAUAUUCUUCUGAUACAGCAUUUAGCAUGUUAGUGACAAACAGUCAAGGACAAGUAGCUCAAGGUCGCUCGUCCCCGCUGUUUGUUGGUGAUCAAAGUUACGACGGGCGGCCUUAUGGUGUUUCAGUUAUAUCGACAACUGGAAACGUGAAACCACCCAGUUUUCAAUACAGCAAUUCAUUGAAUAUCAGCUAUACAAUUAACUUCAACCCUUCUCCUGGUUUUAAGUUUGGUAGUGAGGUCUCCGCGACAGAAGUUAAAAUUAGUGCUGAAGGAUUGUACAAUAAGAAUACUGGAGUUAUGUGUCUGAUAGGUUGUCGACAUUUGAGAACACAUGACAAAAUACUGAUAAAGGACAAGUCUCUGGACUGUGAAAUCACGGUUAAUAUCCAGUUUCCUCCACUGAAUGCUGAUGUCCAGAAUCCAACGUUGAAUGCAAAAGGAGUAGAAUAUAUUAAAGGGACUAUAGAAAGCACGCGACAAAAGACAGACCCUUAUUAUUUUGAGCCCCUUCAGUUGUCUUCAUAUUCUAUUUACACUGACCAAGCAGGUGCAGCCAUUUGGAGAAUGGACUUUGAGAUAAUUAUGGUAUUGAUAUCAAACACACUUGCUUGUGUAUUUGUAGGAUUGCAACUCCUCCAUGUGAAAAAGCAUUCAGAAGUACUUCCUCACAUUUCCAUUUUGAUGCUUCUUGUUAUUACUCUAGGUCACAUGAUUCCUCUGGUGCUGAACUUUGAAGCCUUAUUCAAGGUGAAUCACAGUGCGCAGGGUUCUUUUCUUGGGAGUGGAGGCUGGCUUGAAGUAAAUGAAGUAGUUGUGAGGAUGGUGACAAUGGUAGCUUUUCUUCUAGAGUUGCGUCUUGUCCAAUUGACCUGGUCUUCAAGACAGAGUGAGGAAAGUCAGACAGGUUUGUGGGUUUCUGAAAAAAAGGUUCUUUAUAUGACUCUACCAUUGUAUCUUGUUGGUGGAUUGACUGCGUGGUUUGUGCACAUAUGGAAGAAUUCUCGCCAGAAAAACUCUCGACCUUUCCGUCUUUCACGCCACAGAUUUAAGUUUCCUCGUCAACAUUUUUAUCAACUUCCUUCACUCUGGGAAGAUUCCAAAUCUUAUGCUGGUUUACUCUGGGAUGGAUUUCUGAUCCCACAAAUUCUGUUUAACAUAGUGUCAAACUCAGAAGGAAAGGCUUUGGCAUCUUCUUUUUAUUUUGGAACAACCAUUGUUCGUAUACUUCCCCAUGCAUAUGAUCUUUAUAGAGCCCACAAUUCUGCACGGUACCUUGAUUUAUCAUACAUAUACGCAGACCCUAGAAUGGAUUUUUAUUCCACUGCUUGGGAUAUUAUAAUUCCAAUUGGUGCUCUUUUAUUUGCAUUCCUCGUAUACUUUCAACAAAGAUUUGGCAGCCGCUGCAUUCUUCCAAAGAGGUUCAGAGAAAUUUCUGCCUAUGAGAAAGUACCUGUUAUUGGUAAUGACGAAUUGUGAUAGCAUAAUGUUGAUUGCAUUUUAUAAAAUGAUUCUUUUUGAUAAUGUUGAGCAUUGGAAAACACUUGUUGAAAUGGCAGAUAUACAGUUCACGAUAAAAGAGUAUAGGAUUUUGCGCAUAUCAGGAAACCCUGUGCUACCAUUUAGCACCUUUUGUAUAAUGUUUUGUUUCUACUGAUUUUUCUUUUUAAAGGGAAAGCCACAUGCUGAGGACUUGUUAUUUCUGCUUCCAGCAUAUUAGUUUUGCCCAAAGUUCCCUCCUACAAAACUUGAGGAGUAUUUAACAAAUUACACUGUCAACUUGUAAAAGAAAAAUCAAAUUACACUAUAUCAGUUUGCCAAUUUA